Molecule: messenger RNA, 1489 nt
Organism: Tribolium madens (black flour beetle)
Lineage: Eukaryota; Metazoa; Arthropoda; Insecta; Coleoptera; Tenebrionidae
Gene: Crk
Product: adapter molecule Crk
Exons: 7
Coding region: 505-1308 (267 amino acids)
Molecular function (GO): protein binding
Source: RefSeq, a predicted model, not a curated record
AUCUGUCAUUUUGAGAAAAAACCUGUCAGUAGUGUCAAAUUGUCAAUGGAAAAGUCUGGAAUAUCGCGGUAUCGGAAAUAGGCGAUUUGCAUGCGUUUGUGUUGAAAAUCGAAAAUUUUAGAAAGGGAAUUUCUCGUCGUUUCUUGUAUUUUGUGGCCUAAGGCUUGGAGGCAGGCCAGGUCAGUCGGCCAUAUCUGGCGCUGGUGCUGGCCGCUCCGAGAACCGAGAUCGACAGUAUACCACCGUGGUAUCAUGCGAUAAAUUUCUUAUCAAGUGGUGCAGCGUUUGAUAAGAGUGUGGGGAAAUGUCUGUUUAACAAACAGGGGUGAAGGUGCAACUUAGGGGUAGUUUAAAUAAUGUGUCGCUUGAAGAAGAGUCACAAAUGGGAAAAAAAUUUAGGUAUGUAAAUGUCUGUAUUAAUUGCAAGUUGGAGUACCGUCAAAAAUGCUUAACUCUUGCUGUUAUAUUAUCAAGUGGUAUUAAAAACUAGUGCAAACCAUAGAAAUGGCUAGUACGUUUGAUCAUGAGGAUAAGGAUAGCUGGUAUUUUGGUCCAAUUAGCAGGAAAGAAGCCACCGAUUUGCUUAUGGCAGAACGAGGAGGUGGUGUUUUCUUAGUGCGUGAUAGUGCUACUUGUGUUGGAGACUUUGUAUUGUGUGUAAAGGAAGACAGUAAAGUGAGCCAUUACAUAAUUAAUAAAAUGCAAGAAUCGCAACAAAUUAAGUAUAGGAUUGGAGAUCAAAUUUUUGCAGAUUUACCAAGCUUACUUUCAUUCUAUAAGCUUCAUUAUUUAGAUACAACACCACUUAUUAGACCUGCUUCUAAAAAAAUAGAGAAAGUUAUCGCUAAGUUUGAUUUUGAGGGUCAGGAUCCUGAUGAUCUAGUCUUUAGAAAAGGGGAGAUCCUUACAAUUGUCGCAAAAGAUGAAGAGCAAUGGUGGACUGCCGUGAAUAGUGCUGGACAAAGAGGAUCUAUCCCUGUUCCAUAUGUACAAAAGUAUGAAGAAGGACAAGCUCCUGAAAUUCCUAGGCCUGGUUCAGGAGGUAGUGUAACAAGUUCGACGCAACAGCAAGCUGAAACUGCCAUGAAACGAAGUCAGAUGCAACGAAAACUUCCAGCAAAAGCACGAGUGAAACAAGUACGUGUACCAAACGCUUACGAUAAAACCGCUUUAAAACUGGAAAUUGGGGAUAUUAUCACUGUUACGAAGACUAACAUAAAUGGACAGUGGGAAGGGGAGUUAAAUGGGAAAACCGGCUAUUUUCCUUUUACACAUGUAGAAUUUUUAGAUAAUGAUAAUGAAAUUUAGUGUUUUUUAUUGAUUAUAUUAUUGUAUAAAUGCUCCAUUCUGCUGUAUAUUUAUUAAAUUUAUUUGGCACUAACAUACAAUGUUUAUCUUGAUUACAAGCUAUUUGUGUUGUUAAUAUCGAAUUGUAUUUUUAUUAAUUACAUAUCAAUAUUUACAUAAAUGGAAUUUAUUCUUCAAUGAG